AUGAUUGCCGAGACAGCAGAUGUGAUAUUGUGUUAUCUAGCACCGUGCCUGAUCGUUGUUGUACUCAAUCUACUAGUGGCCGGUAAAGUGAAAUCGUCAAGUAAAGGAUUCCAGCAAUGUCAAGGUACAGAUUCACGCCAAAAUUCCAGACGACAAGGCGGCUCUAGCACUCAUAACGGAUCGAUGAAGAUUCUUUUGGUGGUGCCGAUAGUGUAUAUCUUAUUGAAUACACCGUUUUAUUUGUUGCGUAUGGUCGAUACAAUAGCGUUGAACGUUUUUCAAAGUAAAGAGUUCUCGAUAAUGGGCGGUUUAAACGGUGCCGGCAUUAUAUUCAUCUAUAAUACGUCGCAUUAUCUCUACUAUUUCAAUUUCGCUUGUGAUGUUAUCGUGUACGCUUUCUCGAGUUCAAAUUUUCGUGGAACAGCCGUCAUUGUGUGGAGGCAGAUUUUGUGUCCGAGAUACCGGCAAAGUAAACUGACUCAUACGGAUCGAGCCAGUCGAUACAGUUAUCGGUUCACGUCAAUUGCUGACCCUGACCGCGUCUUCACGUUCAAUUCGAUGUCGAGUCGGAGUGCCACGAACAUUUGA
Molecule: messenger RNA, 588 nt
Organism: Anisakis simplex (herring worm)
Lineage: Eukaryota; Metazoa; Nematoda; Chromadorea; Rhabditida; Anisakidae
Source: the annotation of a GenBank genome assembly